GUUACGUGCAAUGCCGGUGGCAGAGUCACGGAGCUGUUUCUCAUGGAGUCGGGAUUGGUGCAGCUCCCGGAGGGCAUUGGCCACCUGUCGUCCCUGGAGAAGCUGUGGUUGUCUCAGAAUGCGCUGCGCCAGCUCCCUUCAGACUUUGGUCAGCUGCAGUCCCUGCAGGCUCUGUGGCUUGGCGACACUCUCUUCAAAGAGGUGCCACAUCAAGUUUUGCAGCUGUCAAGCCUUCAGCAGCUGUACAUCACCUUGAGUCCCAUCACCAGCCUGCCAGCUGGGAUUGCCAACCUGAGCAACCUGCACUGGCUGGAUUUGUCGGAGAGCAUGCUCGCAUCGCUGCCCCCAGAGAUUGGCCGGCUCACAAAUCUGCGCAGGCUGGACCUGCACUCCAACAAAAUUUCUCAUCUACCACCGGAGAUCGGCGCGCUCACCCUCGUUACGCGCCUGAGCCUGCACUCCAAUGAACUCGUCUACCUGCCUCCUGAGAUCGGCCGACUCACAGCGCUGACCUGGCUGUCCUUGAACUGCAACCACUUGAGGACGGUGCCCAAGGAGCUCGGGUGCCUGACAAACCUGACGCGCAUCUCUCUGCACAUCAAUCGCCUUGUCUCCCUUCCAGAGGAGCUGGGCCAAAUGAAGGCUCUGGAGUCUUUUGCUGGAUUCACCAACGAGCUGCCGGAGAUUCCUGGGCGGAUGCUGGCUGGCUGGCGAGAUCUCACCAGACUGUGUCUCUGGACGAACCAGCUCGCGGUGCUGCCAGC
This is a messenger RNA of Coccomyxa subellipsoidea C-169, 764 nucleotides long. Its product is annotated as L domain-like protein. The transcript is spliced from 6 exons. Gene Ontology annotation, molecular function: protein binding. The annotation marks the transcript as partial. The record is from RefSeq and is a predicted model, not a curated record. NCBI's taxonomy places the organism in Eukaryota, Viridiplantae, Chlorophyta, Trebouxiophyceae, Coccomyxaceae.